AUGGACAAGCUUGUUGCCCAAUAUUCACGCCCGCCCCAUCAGAAUGAGUUCUUCUCAGAGCAAGAGCAACAGGACCUUACGGAGAGCCUCCCUCCGUUGUCCCUCAAGUUCAGUCUGCCUCCUGUCGACAACUCUUCUGCCUUCCUCCGUGCUAUGACCGAUGACCACUCCAACCCUAGCUGCCCGAUCAAGCUUGCCCACGGAACAACAACCCUGGCCUUCCGAUUCCAAGGCGGCAUCAUUGUGUGCACUGAUUCUCGAGCAACCGCCGGAAACUGGAUCGCCAGUCAGACAGUGAAGAAGGUCAUUCCCGUGUCGCGGCUGAGCCGCGGCGAGGACAAACCCACAAAUGAUCCCACCCCGGGUCUUCUAGGCACGAUGGCUGGUGGUGCGGCGUGCACCCUCCAUGAAAUCCGACACAAGCGCCGAAUCACCGUCGCCGCUGCCUCCAAGAUCCUCGCCAACCUGACCUACGCCUACAAAGGUUACGGCUUGAGCAUGGGAACUAUGCUUGCAGGAGUGACCCCCCAAGAAGGACCCGCGCUCUACUAUAUCGACUCGGAUGGCACCCGAUUGCCCGGCAACCUGUUCUGUGUUGGAUCCGGUCAAACGUUCGCUUACGGUGUGCUCGACGCCAACUACCGGUACGACUUGACCGAACAGGAGGCGUUGGACCUGGGCCGUCGGGCUAUUUUGGCUGCCAUGCACCGUGACGCCUACUCAGGUGGUUUCAUCAAUUGCUAUCACGUCAAGGAAGAGGGCUGGGUGCACCAUGGUUUCGACGAUAUGAACCCCAUUUUCUGGAAGACGAAGCUGGAGCGUGGCGAGUUCUCGAACGUCACUUCUGAGUUGUGA
Penicillium macrosclerotiorum is the source of this 855-nucleotide messenger RNA. It is a transcript of the gene pre2, whose product is annotated as proteasome core particle subunit beta 5. Gene Ontology annotation, cellular component: proteasome core complex. NCBI's taxonomy places the organism in Eukaryota, Fungi, Ascomycota, Eurotiomycetes, Eurotiales, Aspergillaceae. Gene Ontology annotation, molecular function: threonine-type endopeptidase activity. The transcript is spliced from 6 exons. Bases 1 to 855 code for a protein of 284 amino acids. The record is from RefSeq and is a predicted model, not a curated record.